GCUCGCAGCCCGGGGCGGACGCUCGACCUCCGCUCUGCGGAGCCGGGAAUGGGGCAAAACGGAGCGAGGCAGCACCGAGCGCUGACCCGCCCGCACCGCCGCUCACCGGCACACACAGCCCCGUCCGCCUCCCGCGCCGGUCGCCACCUCCCCGGAAGCCGGCGGGCGGCUUUCUGCCGUCCCGGAGCUCAUUCUCGCUAGCGCCGCCUGUCGCCGCGGAGGACCCGGCCCGGCCGCUUGGCCUCCACCUCCCGGCUUCCCCGGGCCUGCGCGGACCGCAGCAGCUCCCCGUUCCGCCCGGCGAGUCGCGGCCUGGCUCGGGCCGCUGCGGCUGCGGAGGGGUUGGGCGGAGCGGGCGCGGGGCGCGAUGGCGGCGGCGAGCGGCUCGUCCGGGAGCGGGAUGGCGCAGAAGACGUGGGAGCUGGCCAACAACAUGCAGGAGGCGCAGAGCAUCGACGAGAUCUACAAGUACGACCGCAAGCAGCAGCAGGAGAUCCUGGCGGCCAAACCCUGGACUAAGGACCACCAUUACUUCAAGUACUGCAAGAUCUCGGCGCUGGCCCUGCUGAAGAUGGUGAUGCACGCCCGCUCGGGGGGCAACCUGGAGGUGAUGGGGCUGAUGCUGGGCAAGGUGGACGGGGAGACCAUGAUCAUCAUGGACAGCUUCGCUCUGCCGGUGGAGGGCACCGAGACCCGCGUCAACGCGCAGGCGGCCGCCUACGAGUACAUGGCCGCCUACAUCGAGAACGCCAAGCAGGUUGGUCGUCUAGAAAAUGCAAUUGGCUGGUACCACAGUCACCCUGGCUACGGCUGCUGGCUCUCUGGGAUCGAUGUCAGUACUCAGAUGCUUAAUCAGCAAUUUCAAGAACCCUUUGUAGCAGUGGUGAUUGAUCCAACAAGAACAAUAUCUGCAGGAAAAGUAAAUCUCGGUGCAUUUAGGACAUAUCCUAAGGGGUACAAACCUCCGGAUGAAGGUCCUUCUGAAUACCAAACUAUUCCACUUAAUAAAAUAGAAGACUUUGGUGUUCAUUGUAAACAGUAUUAUGCAUUAGAAGUCUCUUACUUCAAAUCAUCUUUGGAUCGUAAAUUGCUUGAGCUUCUGUGGAACAAGUACUGGGUGAACACUCUCAGCUCUUCUAGUUUGCUUACUAAUGCUGACUACACCACUGGCCAAGUCUUCGAUUUGUCUGAAAAAUUAGAACAGUCGGAAGCUCAGCUUGGACGGGGCAGUUUUAUGCUGGGUUUAGAGACUCACGAUAAGAAAUCAGAGGACAAACUUGCUAAAGCAACAAGAGACAGCUGCAAGACCACCAUAGAAGCUAUACAUGGAUUGAUGUCUCAGGUUAUUAAGGAUAAACUUUUUAAUCAAAUUAAUAUAGCUUGAAAUGCAUCGCUAGCUGAUAUGAAUCUCCAAAGCAGAAAAAAGUUAUGGUUUCUUUCACUUGGACUUGUUCAAUUUGGGAAAGGGAUCUGAAGUGGAAAAUUAUUCAUUUAAAUUGUAGUACUUUAAUAUUCCCCACCUGUCCGACCGGCUUUAAAGAACAAAACGUUCUGAAAUGUAAUGUAACUUUUUGUUCUUUACCAUAAGACACAACCAGUUUUGAGACUUGCUCCAAAAGGAAAAUAAAUGUGACUUACUGGAUUUUGGUCUGAAUUAUUUAUCUCUAGUACCUAAUUGUAAUAAAACAGUUUGAAAAAUGAA
Molecule: messenger RNA, 1702 nt
Organism: Coturnix japonica (Japanese quail)
Lineage: Eukaryota; Metazoa; Chordata; Aves; Galliformes; Phasianidae
Gene: COPS5
Product: COP9 signalosome subunit 5
Molecular function (GO): metallopeptidase activity; protein binding
Source: RefSeq, a predicted model, not a curated record